This is a messenger RNA of Saccostrea cuccullata (small rock oyster), 10627 nucleotides long. RefSeq lists its product as uncharacterized. The record is from RefSeq and is a predicted model, not a curated record. The transcript has 52 exons. Gene Ontology annotation, molecular function: protein binding. NCBI's taxonomy places the organism in Eukaryota, Metazoa, Mollusca, Bivalvia, Ostreida, Ostreidae.
AUGACCUUGAACUUUAUCGCUCACAAGCAAGGCUCAGAGAAAAAACAUAGAUGUAAAAAAGGAUGGAAAUCACAUGGAGAAACAGAAUGCCCUUAUGCAAUCUGUGGUGGUCAGACUAACAAGGGGUUGGCCUGCAAAUUGAGCUCAUUGGUUCCGACUAAAUAUGGUCUGCAACGGAAGUACUGGGGAGGAACAUGUUCUCUUCCUGAACACUGCACUGGUUGUGACAAGUACUUUUACAACGAUGGACCAAAAUGCACAGCUUGUCCACAAAUCAAUAACUGCAUUGAAAUGCAUUGUGAAGAUUAUGCAUCCACAACAAUCUGCGCAAACUGUGAGGGCGUAGUCAGAGAUAUAAAAUAUCACAGAGCUUAUGUAAGAAGUACAGAUAAAAAGUCAUGUCAGCAGACAUGUUCAUGGCGGGCAGACAGCACAAGAUGUUUUCCAGGAGUCUGUGGAAACGAGCUUGCAGCAAAUUGUAUAUGUGAACCAGGAUUUUAUGGAAGGCACUGUGAAAGAUUAACUGAAUAUGUCACAGUAACUUACACCCUAUUAACUCUUCGAGACAGUAUUGAAAAGCUUGAUAAUCCAGAAUCAGACACCUUUCCGAAUGAUAACAGUCCUAUUGUAUGGACCAAUAAUGAGGAUUGGCAGAGAGCUGAGACCAGAUGGGACGCUAAAUUUACCAGAGGAGCAUCGAAGGAUCCUGGUCAUUUUGUUAGGGACUUCCGGUGUGGAAUCGUUUCUGCUUCAACAACAAUGGAUUAUUUUCCAAUGAAUGGUGGACGCAGACGAUCGGAGGUAUUUAGAGUUCAAGGGAUAUCUAGCACAUCUCCAUUUUUAUCUCCAUUAUCAUGUCAACACGAUUUCAGCUUUAACGACAUACUGGCCGAGCGUCAUUUUCAAACUGGAGACAGCAUGACUUUUACAAUAGAAGCGACAAAUGGGGGUUACGUACAAGUUGAGAACAGAGAGAAUGGGAUAGUCAAUACAUACAGUUUAGUUGGAAACACGAAGACAUUUCAGUAUGUCUUUAAGUGGGACUUCAUAAAUCCUUAUCAUUGCUUGGAAAGAUCAACUGGGAUCUGUCCCGAUCCUGUAACUGUACCCGAUUUAACUGAGAACCCCAGGGUAACAAUGAGAUGGGGUGGAUGGGAGGAUGAUCUUUCUCGUCUGAAGAAUUACCAGUAUGAAAUUCAUCACCUUACUAAGACUAACAACGGUCUAACGGAACUGACAAAAAUGGAUGACGGAAGCGGAGUUUUAUCUCUCGGUGAUUCAAGUAAAACUGUGGAAUUACCGGAGCAUGGAAUGUACUCUUUGCUAUUUACUGCUUAUGACAAGGCAGGAAAUAAGAAGACUGCAAGGCGUCUCAUUUUCUUAGAUGACAGAUCCGUUGUCUCCCAUGAUCCAACUAAGCAUACACGCGUCAUAACUGGGAGUGCUAACACGAACUACACGUGGAUAAUUCGUGAUACUAACACGGUUAUUUUGAAUUGGAACGGGCGUUUUCGGAAUGCACUUCACCAUGUAAACGGUUGGUUGACAAGGGUUGCUCCAUAUCAUGAUGUUGACAGAAGCUAUGAUGAUUAUACUGGGAAAAGAACCGUCAAUGCUAUUGAUAAUGUACAAGGUUGUGUGAACUUCAGAGUUGGAUAUUCCGUUUAUGACGGAUCCAAAGUAAAAGACUUCAAACCUCCAACAUCGGUUACGAGUAUUUUCUCUGAAUCUGAUACACUGGCACUCAACUGGUCCGACGGCGACAAGGCAGUCUUAACCGUAACUGCUUUUGAUAUUUUCAACAAAACACUGAGCGACACUUUAACUAUCUUUAGAGAUUCCACUCCUCCUGUCGUGGAAAACCUAUGGUUGACACGAGAGGACAGGCUUAACGUUAGUGUCCACAGGCUGGAAGAUUUCUCCAAAAUGACAAUCGAGUGGCUUGCGUAUGAUUAUCACAGCGGCGUAGACAGCAUAUAUUGGCGAUUGUUUGACAACUUUACGGGGGAGGAUAUUGUACAUGGUCAUGAACACAUUCCUGCACAAGGCUAUGCUACAGAUCUGGCGCACUGUCGUUCCUUGUAUAACAACUACAGCAGAGGACCAGACUGUUACCAGACCAAUCACAUGGGGGCUUACCACAGACACUUCCUAGUCAAACCAGAGAUUAAAACCGGGGAAGGAAAUGGUCUGGUUCUUGGGAAGGAGAGAGGCGUUCACGAUUAUGACUACUUCUUAGAAGUGAAUGCCACCAAUAAAGCGUUGUUAUCAACAGUUGUAAGAAAGAAGAUUACAAUUGAUAUAUCACCCCCACACACUGGAACUGUACAAGACGGAAUCAGGGGAACUGAUGAAGUUGACUUCCAACAAAGCAAGACACUGAACGCUCAUUGGGACGGCUUCUUUGACAAAGAGAGUGGUGUCUUGUUUUAUAUGUAUGGUAUUCAUACGGAACCAAUUCCAGCAAACGAAUUUCAGUUGAAUUCUGCAAAUUCUCUGCUGCACGAAACAUAUUCCCUGCAUGCUACCCAUACUGUGGCAACUGAGGGAACCUACUACGUUUGUGUUGUUGCAUUCAACCGAGCCCUGGAGCCUUCUAAACCCGUUUGCUCAGACGGAGUUACAGUGAAUACGGCCAAACAACGCAUCUCGGAAGUAGAUAUAAGUAGUGCCCAUGUUAAAGGAGGCCUCAUAACUGACUCAAGUCGACGACAGUACUGGGUAGUGGACAGUUACAGACGCCGAACGUUGAUCGAGAAUCCAACUUCAGAAUGCAUAAAUAAAGCAACACUAAUAUCGGUGACAGAUCUUGAUUUGCUACCAAUUACCCAUCAUAAAAAUGGAACCCAAAUGGUGACGAAUGGUUCCAUGAUUUGCUCCAAUACAUCCUCUGCGCCCACGUUACUGAGUCCUGUAUUAGCAAAAUCUUCACAUAUCAUUCUGUCCUGGUCCGCCAAUGAAACAAACAUCCAUGAUUAUGAGGUAGGGUUGGCCACAGUAGCAGGAAGCACAGCACCUGAUUUACUUUCCUUUAGAUCAACAAAACAACAUCGCCAUAUUCAUCUAAUGCACACUGAUCUACCCGAGGGACAGCCCUUCUAUAUUGUCUUCAAAACAAUAAGUAAAUCAAACGUAGAGGGAAUACAGUCAGUUGGUCCAUGUUUUGUCGACACAACUCCUCCAUUGUUUCAACCACCUAUUACUGUUGUACACAGAGACGGGUAUUUGUUGGCAUCUUGGAAGUCUGAAAGUUUUACUGACACCGAAGACCUGUUUCGUUUGACAUUUCAUUUCGCUUUAGGUCACACGCCUAGGGGAACACAGGUUCAGAAGUACUCACCACUAAUGAAAGGGCCUGGCUGUAAUCUAACAGAACCACCAACAUGUACAGCAGUCCCUUUAUCUGAAACAGAGUGGAAACUUCAUGGAAAUCAUACGUACUUUGUCACAAUAAAAGCAGAGAACGCAGCGGGUCUCAAUACAUUCGGUGUCUCAGAACCUUAUAUACACAAUGUGCAGCUACCGUCAACAGGAAUAGUCAUAGAUAUAGCCUGUAAUGGAUAUUACAUUUUCUUAACGUAAGGUAACUGUUUUCAGGAUAUUGAAGACAUAGAUUUCACAUCAGAAACUAAAAGUAUUGGUGCGAAAUGGACGGGAUUUUCACAUGUAUAUUUAGACGUAACGUACCAGUUUCGAGUUGGGAGCACUCCUGGCAGCAACGAUGUUGUUCCACCAAAAUUUGUUGGUCGUAAUGUAUCACAUAUAGAGACUGGCUUAUCACUGUUAUACUAUCAGAUCUACUUCGUCACUGUGACGGCUAUUUCGUCUGCUGGAAGAGUGGAAGUGACUUCAGAUGGAGUGACGGUAGUGAGAGAAAAUGAUACCUUGUCAGGAGUCCUGGUAUUUGAUGGAGAAAAAUGCAGCUCUAAUGAGGAUUCACAGAAUUUCACUUUGAAACAUCAUGAUUGGGAUAUUAUCGAAGCUUGUAAAGGUGACCUAGAUUAUCAGUCAUCGAAAGACAGUAUCAGUGGAUAUUGGUCGAUUCCUGAAGAUAAACUAGCUUUUACACCAGACAUGUAUUACUCUAUUGAAGAGAAAACAUAUGAGAAUAUUUGGAAAACUUUUCGUGAUUAUGAAUACAAUCAUAAUCACCAGGAGGCUCGAAUCACUGGACUACUUCUGAGCUCUGGGAGAGAGUAUAGAAUUGCUGUUAAGCUUUGUGCCAAGCAAUUCUGUCAUUUACCAACUCACAGCAAUGGGAUAACAAUUCUGUCUAACUUGCCCGACACGGGAAAAAUUACCAUAAAGCAUGCGAAUUCAACAGGAAAAGAUGACAAAGAGAAGCUUGAAAUAACAAUGGACAAGUUUUUCGAUCCUGAUAUUCUUAGUCCAACGAAAAAGUAUGCUGUGAUUGAUAAAUAUGAAUGGGCCAUAUUGGAUCAAUCUCAAAUAGGAAGCUUACAUACUAAGUGGACUAAACUCAAGAAUUUUACUACCGAAAACAAGGAAAAGAUAUCAUUUAUGAUUGAACUUGUUGGCGAGUUUGACUUUUCCAAAUGUCGCAGAUUCGCUGUUCGUGGAUACAAUAAAGCUAUGCUUUAUUCCACAGUAUCAGUGGAUAUCAAGGAUUGUGAGGCAUUUGAUCCUAUUCUGAUUCGACCUAGAACUGUAAUUGAUGCUGUAGGUAGAUCUGAUCUAUCAAGAGAUGGAUACGGAGAACCGAUAAGUUUACUAACCAAUGAUAGAUGGCCGUUUCCAGACAAGGACUACACUCCUCAUAUGAACUAUAUAUCAGCUGUUUGGCCACAGCUCCGGUACAAAUCGUAUACGGUUGCCGUUCUCAACGCAAGAACAGUAGAUUCCACAACAUAUUAUCUGCCCUCAAGUUCAUUGUCUCUGCCAGACCCCUGCAGCCAUCCCGAUUCUAUCCAAUGUGACGCAACAGAACGCGAAUUCAUCAAUUUUAAAUUUAAGGAAGGGGAGCUUGAACAUGGACAAAGGUACAUGGUGUGCAUACAUGCAGCAUAUACUGAGAUAAAAUACGAGAAAUGGACGCAAGUCUUACCAGAAAUGAAUGAAUGUAGUAAUGGAAUUGUGGUGGAUCUAACACCUCCGGUACCUGGAAAGGUUUGGAUUGGGAAUGAAGGUGCACACUAUCAGACAUCUACAACAGACAUGUUUGUGACUUGGGAAUCUUUUAGAGAUGUUGAAGAAUUUAAAACUGGGUCUCAUAUUUCUGGAGUUCAAAAGUACCAGCUAGGCAUUGGCACGUUUGCAGGAGGAAAUGACGUAGUCGCUUUCUUUGAUGUCGGUGUAGUAAAUCACAAAAACAUGCAUGGAUUAACGUUACACAGUGGUUACAAUUAUUAUGCAACUAUCAUGGCAACCGAUUUUGCUAAUAGAACGACAGUUGAAUCGUCUUUACCAGUGAGAGUAGACACAAGUCCACCAGUUAAAUCUAACAGUCCUAUAACUUUGUCUGGACGUCAUAUUUAUUCUAGAACAGAAAUUGAGGCCUGUUGGAAUAAUGUCUUCAGUGACCCAGAGAGUGGCAUAGAUUUUUUCAUGUGGGCUAUAGGUUCAGAACCUGGUCAUUUCGAUGUAAUGUAUUUCACUAGAGUGGAUAGUGAAUGUGGAAUGAACAACAAAAGCCAACCUUUAAACAUUACAGAAGGACAUGCUUAUUUCAUUUCAGUAAAAGCUUUCAAUAAGGCCAAAUUGAUGUCAGUGGCGACUUCCUGGGCGUACACUGUUGAUUUAUCACCUCCUAUCAAGGGACACGUUUUGGACAUUUCUCCAACAGGAAGUAGUAAAAUGGAUAUAGAUUUCCAGACUGAUACGUCCAUAUUAAAAGUAUAUUGGGAAGGAUUCUACGAACCUCACUCUUCAAUAAAAGAAUAUUUCAUCAAUGUUGGAACAUGCCCGUACUGUGAUGAUGUAAUUGGCUACCAAAGCGUUGGACUUAUCAAUGAGCUAGCAGUUGACUUUGUCCAUUUUGGACCUGGAUUAACUUACUACACUACGGUAACUGCAUGUAAUACGGCUGAUUUUUGCACUACGUCUGUUUCCGAUGGUGUCAUAAUGGACAACAGUCCGCCAAACGCAGGAAAUGUAAUAGAUGGGACUUCUUCCACUGACAUCGAGUACCAAUCAAUCAAAAAUUGGAUAGGGUUAAAUUGGUUUGGUUUCACUGACCCUCAGUCAGGACUGUCCCAUUAUGUUUGGUGGGCAGGUACCACACCUGGGGGUAAAGAGAUCCUACUUGAAAGAGAGGUCCACCUGACUCAAAUAGCGACAGCUUACAAUAUAACGCCACAUCUUCCAGUCGGUCAACGAGUGUAUGUUACUGUGAGAGCUUACAACAAAGCAGGUCAGUUUGCAGACGCGACAUCAAAUGGAUUUCUUAUUGAUGACACUCCACCAGUUAUAGUACAUGGUCCAAGAUUUUCAGAGGAUUUUGGAAUACACGGAAACACGCAGUUUUACAGGGGGUCUAUGAAAGUUGAGUGGGACGUAAAAGAUGAUGAGUCGUACAUUGAUAGGCAGUAUAUUUCAAUUAAAUGUCAUAUAGGUGGCGAUUUCCAAACAUCCUCAAUACAGGUCAAUGGCAUUGUAAGAGAUUAUAUCUUUACUGGAUUAUCACUGCAUGAUGGAGUAACGUAUUUUGUAACGCUGAUUACGUGUAAUGGAGCUGCGUUAUGCAUGUCGAGCACCUCUAAGGGGAUGUUGGUAGAUACUACUAAGCCAAAUCGAGGAAUGUUUGCUAUUCAUACCGAUCAUGCUGCAGAACUCAGCCGUCAUGUCUCAGGAUUUAUGACAUGGACGAAAUACAGAGUGAACCUUGCGUGGCUUGGUUUUGGAGAUGCCCAUUCGGACGUUUCUCAUUAUUUCGUCAAUAUUGGUUCAGCUUACAUGGGCGCAGAUUUAAAUACAGAACCGGGAAAAGCAAUUCAAGUAAAUCACACAACAACUGGUGCUGAUAGAUAUGACGAGGGCAAAGUUCAAACUUACAGCAUCAGAACUCAAAAACUUUCGGACCAUGAUUUUCUCUUUAUAAGUGUGUGGGCUGUGAAUAAGGUUGGGCUAUCAAGUUACAUCAUUCAUUCCAAGUUCAGAAUGAUUCAUAGUGGGGGGAUUCUCUCGCUGGUCAGGCGCUGUGAUGCUUAUGACUGUGAGGGAAACUGUGUGUGUGCUCCACAAGACAGAGUCUGUUUCACCAAUGAUACCAGUUGUAUUGAUGUCUCAGUAGGGAAUCCAAACAACCUGCUGCAAGUUAAUGAUGUUAUGUAUGGAAGUGAAGAUAUUGCAUAUACACCAACAAACACAAUUCUGCAAGGUCGAUGGUCAAUCAUUCAAAGGCAGGGAAAUUCUCCCCUUUGGUAUCAGUGGAGUGUUAGUAUCACAGAUAGUGACGAACCUUCCGGAAUUUUUAAUUUAGAAAAGGACAGAGUUUGGCACGAUGCUGGACAAAACAAUUUCAUCAUAUUUUCCACAGACAAAGGUCAAUUUCUAAAUGAAGGGGUGUCGUAUUCAGUUUUCGUUAAAGCAUGGUAUGGCCAAAACAGUUAUGCGAUAUUUAAAUCUGAUGGGGUGAUAAUCUCAACCCAAAAGCCAUCUGUGAUGAAUAUUCUUGGAUCUUCUGUUAGCGAAAAAAUGAUGGAAAGUGGUAUGAGAGACCAGGAUUAUGUUAAGGAAGGAGCAGCUUUUAUGGUGAAUUGGACCAAUAAAUUUACUGAUGCAAAGGAUACUAUUAAAUCAUAUCAUAUAUACAUCAGUACACAGCCAGGCGGACAUGACAUCUGGGACAGUAAUGAGAAUUUACAGAAUACAGUAACAACAUACCGUAUUCUUAGACUUUUGCUCUCUCCCGGAGUUCAGUACUAUAGUAACGUCAUUGCGUAUGGGUUUUCUGGAAUUCACCACACAGAAUCCUCCGAUGGGUUUCGAACUGAUGAUGUCAAACCACGAGCUGGCAUAGUAUACGAUGGCAUUGGUUUGCAUGACCUUGAAUAUCAGAAUACAUCAAAUGUGAUUGGUGCUCGAUGGCACGGAUUUUCAGAUACAGGAUCUGGAAUAAUGCUUUAUUACUGGUGUGUCGGUAACACUUCCAGUGUGCAUACGUCAUCAGCAAAUACGGAGUGCAACGUUCGCCAAUGGGAAAAUGUUGGUAUUCAUACAUCCGUAUCAACAAAACUGACAAAUGAACUUACACAAGGUGCAACUUACUAUAGCAAAGUAUACGCAGUGGAUACCGUUGGGUAUGAAUCUAAAAUCGUUGUUUCUGAUGGUGUAAAAAUCGACACCACCCCACCGGAACCUCGGUACCUUUAUCACACAGAAGAAAAUCUACUGAUAAAUCCUUCGUUUGAGUCAUCGAAGAAGUUUUUGACAUUUGAAAAUCUAAAUAUCAGUAACCUCUGUUCUUUAGAUCCGGACUUUCUACCUGAUCAUUGGCAUGCAAAUCAUGGAAGCUGUGCUUCUGUAGUAAAGUCGCAAAAACAUUUAGCCAGAGAUGGCAAAGCUUUUCUAUUUUUGAGGGGAAGUUUAAAGCAAGAGGUCCAAAAUUUGAAAGUUGGGGAGUUAUAUCGUGUCGUUUUCUUCACAAGCCACGUGUCACUAGACACAGCAAUGGUUUCCAACAAAGAAAGUUUUGUUUACGUUGGUAAAAACAGGCAUCUUUUUAUGUUAUACACAAAGCCAUAUAGGCACGAUGGACAUGGUGAAGCUAUUUCUCGCGAGACUUUAUCAUGGCACAGACAUACGUUUUAUUUUAUAGCUUCAAAUAUUUCAGCUUAUUUAGAAAUCGGAAGUACAGAUGCCAAGACAGGUCUCUUUAUAGAUCAUCUAACCUUGCAGCGAGUAGAAAGGGACAAAAAGGAUGGCAAUGAAUCGCAUGUGACUGCUCACAUCGUUUAUAUACAUCAGUGGGGUUCUAUACACGCGGAAUGGAGCUUUAUUGAAGAUUCCAGUCCUAUCACAGAGUACAAAUGGGCAAUAGGAUAUACGAAAGGUGGGAUACAGCUUCAAAACUUCAAAAGUACUGGACUGAACAAUUUCGGAAUCAACACGAAUGUGACUUUAAUCCAUAACACAAUCAUACAUAUAACAGCGGUGGCGUCUAAUAUGGCUGGACUUGAUGGGAUAUCCUACUCCGCGCCAGUAAUUGUUGACCUAACCCCUCCAGAGAUUAUCCAUGUUUAUGAUGGCCGAUUAAUAAGCGAGGAUAAAGACGCAUGGAUAGACAAUGAAGUAGCUGUCAACUUUGUGGCAAUGGACGCUGAGUCAGGAAUAGAAUUUUGCGAAUGGGGUAUAGGUUACCAGCCUCAGGGAAUAGAGUUGCAGACAUUUGAGAAAGUACCAGUUUCAGAAAACGUUAUAUUCAAGGUCUUUGACUAUAUUCUUUUGGAAAAUCGAACUGUAUAUUCUACAAUUAAGUGUCAAAAUCGUGCAGGCUUAAUAACUUCUAAAUCCUCCGAUGGAGUGACAAUUUCCACCCUAUCCCCAUCAGUAGGCCAUUCUGAAGUUGUAGUUAUGCCUUUAUCUGUCACGGAGUACCAAGCUGGAGAACAUUAUCAAAGUGUCAGAGACAAUGUGCGAAUAAAAUGGUCUGGAUUUACAGAUUCCAUUGGAAUCGAGCAAUAUAAGAUCAUGUUUUCGGAUCAAAAUUUGAAAUUGAUUGAAAGGAUGUCAUUUCCAAUUGGCCAAGACGUUCAGAGUGCAGUGAUAUUGAACUUAGCUAUGGAUCAGGGACUUAAAAGUAUUUCAAUACAAGCCAUUAAUAAACUUCUUCUUGCCAGUAGUAAAGUACCCUACAACAUCACAGUACUCGAAGACAAACCACGAAAGUCUGGAAAUCAACUUUCAGUGUCCUGGCACGAAGGAAACAAAGAAUUUUCUGUUACAUGGAACAACGUGUUUAAUUCUGAGCAUCCUCUUUAUUAUGAAAUUUGCGCUGGAACUGUUGAUAGUGGAAGUAACAUUCUUCAGUGGCAGGAGACCACAAAGACUAGCAUCAAAUUUGGCUUACCGCCAACAAUCAGCAGCUGGUCAAGGUUGUCUGUUCAUCUGUAUGUGAGGGCUAUCAGUGUGGCAGGAAUAUAUGAAGAUAUCAAAGGAGAAAUAAUUCUUCCGGAAUGAAUUGUUCUGCCAGCCUUGUUUGCACGUUUGUAACAUAGUGUCAUUCCACAAAGACCUCGGUUCACUUUAUGCAUAAAAUGGCCCUGUAGAUAUACCAAUUGAUUGAUUAACACUUGAUUUUCAAUUUGAAGCAUUAAAGUAAAAUAGAGUCUUUAUGCUUUCAUUUACUAUAAAAAAAAAUUCUCCUAAAAGUCCAGGUCUUGGAGAACUGGCUUUAUGAAAUUACAAUGUUCUUGAAUUUAAAGGUAAACAUGUAUAAUUGAGUACUUUCAGAGAAGAAAAUAAUAUCAGCGCACUCUCUGAUCUAAAAACUAAAACAUGUCUUUUAAUCCCCAGAAAUAGCUCUAUCAUUUAGUAGUUGCACAUUUUAGAUCAGAGGUUGCACUCCAUAUUAAAUAUUGAAAAAUAGCUUUAAAAAUUGGUCGUUUUUUAUAGACUUUUUCCGAAUAUUAGGAAAUUGACGCAUUUCGCGACGUCAAUAAUGCAUUGA